ACGAUAUGUGGGUAGUACAGGUAAACGAUAUGUGGGUAGUACAGGUAAACGAUAUGUGGGUAGUACAGGUGAGCAAUAUUAUGUGGGUAGGACAGGUAAACGAUAUUAUGUGGGUAGAACAGAUAAAGAUAUUAUGUAAGUUGGACAGGCAAACGAUAUGAUGUAAGUUGGACAUUAUUGUGUGGGUAGAACAGGUAAAAGAUAUUAUGUGGGUAGGCCAGGUAAACAGUCUCUAGUUAUUACUUAUUUUGGUAGAAUAACAUUGUUUUUCUACGAAUGGAGAGUUUAUGACGCAAGGCAGUGAAAGCUGAAAGGAAGCUGCCGGGCAGAAGCCUCCACUAUCAUCCAAGUCCAAGUCUCUUAGGAUCGGAUCGUGGGUGGAACCUUAGGAACCUUUAUGGGGCUGGAAAAACUGAACAGGUCCUUCAAGAGAUGCACCGAUACCGACUACAUAUGCUGGGAAUAGGCGAAACCCACUUGAACCAGUCUGAACAGAAACAUAAUAUGAAAGGGGGGGGCUUUUCAUUUAUUAGGGAAAUGAAAGUGAUGGACCACACAGGGAAUGAGUAAGGAAAAACAUAUCCAAAACAUCUCAAAAGACAUUCAGGGGCUGGGAAGCGCACGGCCCAAGGAUCGUCAUGGCCUCAUUUGGAACAAAGAAAGAACUCAAGGGAAGAGAUGGUAGUAAGAAGGUCAUAGACAUGAACAUCAUACAAGUGUAUGCCCCAACUAAUGAUGCAGAAAAGGAGAAUGAAGAUGACUUCUACGACCGCCUGCAGAGUGUGAUCGACAAACGUCCAGGUAAGGACAUCGACAUUGUCAUGGAGGACCUAAAUGCAAAGGUAGGUUCGGACAAUAGUAAUUGUGAGCAAAUGGGCAGACAUGGAUUAGGAGAGGCAAAUGACUACGGAGAAAGAUUCCAGAACUUCUGUGCAUUCAACAACUUGGUUAUUGGAUGAACAAUCUUCCCACAUAAAAGGAUUCAUAAGGCCACUUGUGUCUCCUCAGAUGGAGCAACAGAAAACCAGAUUGACCAAUUUUGCAUCUCCCGAAAGUUUAGACGUUCACUAGAGGACGUCCAAGUCUUACGAGAAGCAGACAUCGCAUCAGACCACCAUUUGAUCCUUGGAAAGAUAAAACUGAAACUGAGAAGGUGUGCAAAAGUCACAUCUGGAAGUCGUCAAAAGUAUGAAGUCAGCCUUCUGAAAGACCCGCUCAGCAAAGAAGAAUGAAUUCAAAUUGGAACUGAAGAACAGAUUUCAAGCCCUUCAAGAUCUGGAUAAAUGUGAAGUAAACGAACACCGGAACAAGAUAAAAAGCGGCAGUAAAUGCAAUGUGCCAGAACACCCUAGGACCCAAAAUCAGGACCAGGAAUGAAUGGAUUUCACAUGACUCUUGAGAAAGUCAAAAGAAGAAGAGAGCUGAAGGCCCAAGUCAACAACAGCCGUACCCGAACUGAGAAACUCGCUGCACAACAAUAGUAAACCGGGAGGUACAGAAUUCCAUCAAGAGAGACAAGAAUACCUACCUGAAUGGCCUGGCCGAAAAAGCAGAGAAAGCAGCAACAGACGGACACUUGCGGAUUGGACACCAGACAACAAAAACUCUUUCAGGUAGGUUCAGCAAGCCCGCUCUACCAGUGAAAGACAAAGAGGGAAAGACUAUAUUCGACCCAGAGGGGCAACUCAACCGAUGGAGAGAGCACUUUGAUCA
Molecule: messenger RNA, 1713 nt
Organism: Aplysia californica (California sea hare)
Lineage: Eukaryota; Metazoa; Mollusca; Gastropoda; Aplysiida; Aplysiidae
Product: craniofacial development protein 2-like
Exons: 1
Coding region: 639-959 (106 amino acids)
Source: RefSeq, a predicted model, not a curated record